This is a messenger RNA of Phalaenopsis equestris, 281 nucleotides long. RefSeq names its product hydrophobic protein RCI2B-like. Gene Ontology annotation, cellular component: membrane. Lineage: Eukaryota; Viridiplantae; Streptophyta; Magnoliopsida; Asparagales; Orchidaceae. The coding region runs from base 37 to 201 and encodes 54 amino acids. The transcript has a single exon. The record is from RefSeq and is a predicted model, not a curated record.
GAGAGAGAGAGAGAGAGAGAGAGAGAGAGAGGGAAAAUGGCGAGAAGAGAUUUUGUUGAGAUUGUGGUGGCAAUACUUCUGCCACCCCUCGGCGUCUUCCUCAGGUUUGGAUUGAAGGAGGAGUUCUGGAUCUGCCUCGUUCUCACCCUCUUCGGCUACCUCCCAGGCAUCAUCUACGCCGUCUAUGUCAUCACCAAGUGAUCGAUCCCACCAUCUCCGCCGUCCAAUUUUUCUUCUUAUAUAAUAACAGUGCAAAUGUUUUUAUUUUUCUUUUUUCUCUU